AUUUGUCGGAUUACUCCUAAAAAAAAUUUGAAUUUAGUUGGCUCCUAAGGAAUGUGUAUGUGAGAAAUUUGAAGUUUGAAACUUUUCGACAUUUUGAUCCCACUACCCGCACAGGAGAAUAAUGGGUCACCAAUUUCAUCAACAAAUCCAACGCCAUCAAGCAACAGAUGGUGUUCUUAACCUCUUCAGAAAAGCCAAUCACGAUCUCAACUUCGUUCACCACUCCCUCGAAAAGGAGUUCCAAACCCUUUACCCUGACAACGCAAACCCUAUGAAGCUUGUUUCGAGAAUCAAGAAGAUACAGGAAGAUAUAUCAACAUUGAAAGGGCAGUGUCAAGAUCUUUUGGCUGCUAAGCAGGAUUUAAUUGAUAAGGCUCAGAGAACUCUGGUUGAGAACAGAAAUUUAGUGCAGCGCAUGCAAGCAUCUGUGGGCAUCCCCCUCACCGGCGAAGAUGAUGAGGCUUUUACUAACUUCCAACAGAUAAUUGAGGAAUGGACAAUGCAAGUGAGAUCCAAAAUAGGAGGGAUGGAAUUUAUAAAAGCAACUAUUGUCCAGUGUGCAAGAACAGAAAAGGGAGAGAAAUAUAGAAUGGAGUUUGGGUUUGAGUAAAUGAUCGAGUCUUAAGUCUAAAUAUGUGUUACCACUUCUGGCUCAAGGUUUGCGAGACAGUUGUUCCUGAGCCACAAGAAGGAACAAUUUGAGCUUUCUCCAAAGGAAUUGGUGUUCUCCUAGUCCGUACUACUACUACUGUAGCAAUUGUCAAGACAUUCAUUCAAGUUCUCAUGCACUUAUGUUUAUCUCUUCUUAUCGCAAUUAUUUUUAACUCAUCAACUGCGGAACUGCAUAAGUCAUGUGUUCAGAAUUUUUUUGCCUCUCUUUUCCGAUGUUGCAUGCAUACCAGUUUGCCUCAUAAAAAGUGGAUGCCAUUUGGUUUCUAAACCGCAAAAAGAUGGUUGCAAUUUAGAUGCAGUUUGGACUUUGAAAUAUCCGAGCCUUGCACACCCCUACAAUUAACUUCGUCCUGCUUGCCCUACUCAUUUCUUCUCAUGUUAAUAUAUGAUGUCACUUAGUUGUAUCUCUGACCUCUGUAGCUAAUUAAGCUUUUAGAAGAGAUGAUUAGUGACAAGUUUUAUUUUCUUGUUAAUAUAUUUAUAACAGUUGUCACCUUUUCUUAUCAUAAUGUGAUCUUAAAUAUUUU
This is a messenger RNA of Arachis ipaensis, 1199 nucleotides long. Its product is annotated as spindle/kinetochore-associated protein. The record is from RefSeq and is a predicted model, not a curated record. NCBI's taxonomy places the organism in Eukaryota, Viridiplantae, Streptophyta, Magnoliopsida, Fabales, Fabaceae. Gene Ontology annotation, cellular component: outer kinetochore; spindle microtubule. Gene Ontology annotation, molecular function: microtubule binding. Gene Ontology annotation, biological process: mitotic cell cycle; chromosome segregation; cell division.